AUGGCCCGUAUGGAGAAGAACUACUGGACCAUGUACUUCGACGGCUCCAGUACCGAGGCCAGGUCCGGAGCCGGAGUCGUGAUCGAAUCCCCUCAAGGACAAAGGUGGAAAUUUGCGUUCCAGCUUGAUUUCAAAUGCACCAACAAUCAGGACGAAUACGAAGCACUCAUCAUCGGCCUCGAAAUUUUGAAAGAAAUGAAGGCGACCCGUGUCUUGGUCUACGGUGAUUCUCAGCUGGUAAUUAACCAACUGACCGGGGAAUACCAGUGCACGAGCGAGAAUUUAAUUAUGUAUUACGUAGCGGCCCUCAAUACGACCGACGAUUUCUCCAGGAUUUCCUUUGUCCACGUACCACGCGCCGAAAACCAUGAGGCCAAUGAGAUGGCCCAAGUGGCGUCAGGUGUGAAUAUUCUGGACAAUGACCACGAUCGUGUGGUAAGAAUCGAGAGGUGUACCUUGCCAGCUUUGGCUGAACGGGGAAUGACAACGAAAGUGUCAUCGGCCGAUAUCACCGACGAAGUCAACACGGCCGAGGCCGAUUGGCGUUACCCCAUAGUAAGGUAUUUGCGCGACCCUUCCGGCAGCCAUGAGAGGACUACACGUUUCCGAGCUCGGUGUUAUUUAAUUUACCAGAACGAGCUAUAUCGAAAGGGAUCAGACGGCUUAUUGGUCUUAUGUCCCAGCGCCGAAGACAUCAAGAGGGUGUCCAUACACCCGGCUGAUGAAAAACCCUUUGAAACCAACGCCGUGCAAGCGUGGAUUUACGACGACGACGUUGGAUGGGUUGUCCUCACCGGCCACGAUGCAGCAUGGCCGUUCACAGGUUGGGCCGUGGAUAUCAUCGGCAAAAUCUAUCCGGCCGCGUCCAACCAACACGCAUGGAUUUUGGUGGCAACCGACUAUUUUACUAAAUGGGUUGACGCGGAGUCCUAUCGGUCAAUUUCUAGUGCACAGGUGGUCGAAUUCUUCAAGAAACACAUCGUCGGUAUACCUGAAACUAUCACGGCCGACAACGGCCCAGUUUUCGCAUCGGCCGAAACCCGGGAGUACACCGAAAAAAUGGGGAUCAAAUUGGUUCACUCAACACCUUACUACCCCCAGUCUAACGGACAGGCCGAGGCGAGCAACAAGGUAAUCAAGGGCAUCCUUGAGAAAAUGAUUGAGGAAAAACCAAGGGCAUGGCACGACUUACUCCUUGAAGCCCUUUGGGCUUACCGAGUCACAAAACGAUCAGCCACGGGCACAUCUCCUUAUGCCUUAACCUACGGUCAUGAUGCCAUCGUUCCAAUGGAGUUAAAGGUUCGGUCUCUCCGUGUGACCGAGCAGCCUGGUGAAGAAAGGAAGGGCUAUGCGCAAGCUAUGGCUUAG
Molecule: messenger RNA, 1368 nt
Organism: Prunus avium (sweet cherry)
Lineage: Eukaryota; Viridiplantae; Streptophyta; Magnoliopsida; Rosales; Rosaceae
Source: RefSeq, a predicted model, not a curated record